AUGCGCCAAUCAAUUGUUUAUCGUUUUUUAUGUCUUUGGGGGCUUGUUGAGAGCAUUGAUUUAUCCUCUAAACGCGGGCUCGCAUAUCAUGGAGACGAGCAUGAGUCAGAUAACAACCUCUUGACCUCGAAUAACUCAGAAAUCGCGUGGUACUACACCUGGUCUCUAUGGCCAUCUGCACAAAUUGGAGACUCUUUACCUUUUGUUCCACUGAUCCACGGCCUCGACGAUGCAUCAGAUUCAGAACUUGGGAAACGCCUGAACAACCUUCCCGACUCUUCAACACAUCUUCUCACAUUCAAUGAGCCAGACGGCGAAACAGACACAGGCGGGAGUUCGAUAUCCGCCAAAGACGCAGCUGCCGCAUAUAUGAAGCACAUUGUUCCUCUGAGGGACUCAAAACGCAAAUGGUCUAUAAGCCACCCCAGCGUUACCGGAUCACCAAGAGGACUCGAUUGGCUACGGGAUUUUAACGAAUCCUGCUACGAUAUCGACGACGGUGGCUGCCCAACAGAUUUUGUCGCUGUGCAUUGGUACGGCGACGCAGUUGGUCUGGAAAACUGGCUCGGCAGCUUGCGCGAGUUCUACAACGAGACUGCGCCUGAUGCGCCAUUCUGGAUCACGGAGAUGGCUCUUCCAAAAGAAGAUGAAGAGGCGACAUUCAAGAUGAUGAACGAGACUCUCCCAAGUCUGGACGACAACAAAGAGGUUCAGGCGUAUGCGUGGUUCGGCGCGUUUAGAACGAACGAUGCCAAUGAGUGGACGGGAAAGAGUGUGUCUCUUUUUGAUGGCGAUGGUGGUUUGACAAAGCUUGGCGCCGAGUAUCUGGGCGGUGAAGAGAAGGGAUUCGAGGAGGGUAUGUCGAAGGGAAACUUGCAGACACCUUCCAAGUGUGCUCUGUUAGUUGCGAUAGUUGUCUCAGCGGUUUAUUUGUGGUGA
Fusarium sp. VM40 is the source of this 939-nucleotide messenger RNA. NCBI's taxonomy places the organism in Eukaryota, Fungi, Ascomycota, Sordariomycetes, Hypocreales, Nectriaceae. The record is from the annotation of a GenBank genome assembly.